Trichosurus vulpecula (common brushtail) is the source of this 2917-nucleotide messenger RNA. RefSeq names its product abhydrolase domain containing 4, N-acyl phospholipase B (gene ABHD4). Gene Ontology annotation, cellular component: lipid droplet. Gene Ontology annotation, molecular function: phosphatidylcholine lysophospholipase A1 activity. Bases 423 to 1379 code for a protein of 318 amino acids. The record is from RefSeq and is a predicted model, not a curated record. Lineage: Eukaryota; Metazoa; Chordata; Mammalia; Diprotodontia; Phalangeridae. The transcript has 8 exons.
GAAGGUCUUCAUCCGAUGGCUUCUAGUGAUGAAUCUUUCUGUAUUUUGCUAGGCUGUUUCUCAAACCACAGACAACACAGGGUCAUCUUCAUGUCACAACAAGCAUCAGAGGAUUAUCUUCAUGCUACUAUCCUGAGUCUCUACAUUGCCAACCAUAUUGCCUUAAAAGAUGGAUGCUAGACCAAAUAACCUUUUGCAAUCCUUCCUGGUGCUAGGAUUCUGUGAAAGGAGCAGAAAGGGAAAGAGAAAGCCAGGCCUGCUUCUCUGGAAAUGCUGGCAGACCUCAUGGUAAUUUAGCCUGCUUAGUGAAGGUCAUCCUCAAGGAUCACGAAAUAAAAAGUGUCUGAUCGGUUCUUGAUCUCUUUGAAUAUAGGCCUCAAGGCUGGCUGAGUAGCUGGCUACCUACUUGGUGUCCUACUUCGAUGUCUCAGCUGAAGAAUGUGGAAGCUAGGAUCCUACAAUGUCUCCAGAAUAAGUUCUUGGCCCGCUAUGUGUCCCUCCCAAAUCAUAACAAGAUCUGGACCGUUACAGUGAGCCCAGAGUUGGAGGACCGCACGCCCUUGGUGAUGGUGCAUGGCUUUGGGGGUGGCGUGGGUCUCUGGAUCUUAAACAUGGAUUCACUGAGUACUCGGCGUACAGUGCACACCUUCGACCUGCUGGGCUUUGGGAGAAGCUCAAGACCAAUGUUUCCCCGUGAUGCCCAGGGUGCUGAGGAUGAAUUUGUGGCCUCUAUAGAGACCUGGCGGGAGACCAUGGGUAUCUCCAACAUGAUUCUUCUGGGGCACAGCUUAGGAGGAUUCCUCGCCACAUCUUACUCUAUCAAGUAUCCUGAAAGAGUCAAACACCUCAUCCUGGUGGACCCGUGGGGUUUCCCCCUUCGACCUACUGACCCCAGUGAAGUCCGGACACCCCCAGCCUGGGUCAAGGCUGUUGUCUCUGUCCUGGGGCGUUCCAAUCCUUUGGCUGUCUUAAGGGUGGCUGGACCCUGGGGGCCUGGCCUGGUGCAGCGAUUCCGUCCUGAUUUUAAGCGAAAGUUUGCUGAUUUCUUUGAUGAUGACACAAUAUCAGAGUAUAUCUACCACUGUAAUGCCCAGAAUCCCAGUGGUGAGACAGCUUUCAAGGCUAUGAUGGAGUCCUUUGGCUGGGCCCGGCGCCCCAUGCUGGAGCGAAUCCACCUAAUUCGGAAAGAUGUGCCUAUCACUAUGAUCUAUGGAGCCAACACAUGGAUAGACACCAGUACAGGAGAGAAAGUAAAACUUAGGAGGCCAGGCUCCUAUGUCCGAGAUGUGGCUAUUGAGGGUGCCUCACACCAUGUCUAUGCAGAUCAACCACACAUCUUCAACUCUGUGGUGGAAGAGAUCUGUGAGUCAGUCGACUGAGCUGCCAUCCUCAGGAAGGAAAAAAGAGCACAGAGAUUCAGCCCUCAUCUCCCUCCCUGCUUCCUUCUCUCCUUAUCCUUACCAACUAAUAUGUCACCUAGGCAAAGUCACAUAUUCUUCAUAGGGGUGGGGCAGGACAAUGGUGAUGGAACAGCCCCUCCUGUCUACGUCCUGGAGAUGAGAGGCAGUAGUGGCCUGGAGCUCACCACCUUAGGGAUUUCCAUAAAGGAUCUUAGGUCCCAUCCCAUCCUCUCAUGCCAAAGCAUUAACAAUGAAUUGGUUUGAAGUGUUGCGUAAAUCUAGAGAUCUCUUUAUGUAUUUCUACUCUCCGUAUACAUAAUGUGCCAAAGGGUAGGGAUCACCUCUCCUCAUCUAGAACAGAGAAAUUAGAACUAUCAAGCCUUUCCCAGAUUGGGAAGAUUGGGGCUUUCCCAUGACUAUUGCUGGGAAUAGGCCCGCCCUCUGUGAGAACAUCUCAUAUUUUCCUUCCUUUUUGCUCUGAGCUGUAGCACAGACCCACUUUCAUUACAUUGAACCUCUCCUGAGGCAUGAAAUCCUUAUUCCUUUGGAUGAUUUUAGAUUUAAAUGCUUUUAACUUUAAAUCCUUAGAAUGAUUUUUUUUCCGUUAAGUCUUAGAGCUAGGAGAGACCUUAAAGAUCAUCUACCCUAGUCUCUUUAUCUUAUACAGGAGGCAAUUGAGGCCUAAAUAAAUGUGACUUAUCUAAGGGCAUAAGGUUAGUCAGUAGCAAAGCUGGGACUAGAUCGCAGGUCUCUUGAGACCUCCAGUGUCUCCUUUGUGUGACACUGCAUCUCCAAAUUUUGUAUUCUUGGAGAAUGACGCUCUCCCAGCUGCCGCAGAUACAUGGAUUUAUCUGGUUAUUAACUCCAGAGCAGUCAGCUUAUUUAUGUCUCAGUGUUCCACUCCCACCUAGGAUAGGGCAGCAGUCCCCCUCCUGGUUCCACCUCAGCUUGGGCUGGCAUUAAACCAUAGACUAAGCCCAGUGAUCUGCUGCCUCCUCCUGACUAUUCCCUAGGAGGCCUUAGAGUCUCCCUCCGUGCCUUGGGCAUUGAAGCCCCUUAGGGAUUAAGAGUGAUCCCUGGUGGGGAGAUGAAGGCAAUGACUUCAACUCCUCCCCCAUUGCUGGACUCCCCUGGUAUUAACAAAAUCUUGCUACUGGCUAUCAGCCCCAACUCAAAGCCCCUGGUCCUAUUGGGGAACCUCAUGCCAAGUCGUCCUCAGUGCAAAGAAUGCUCUCAUUGUGUGACCCUCAAUCUCAGCCCUUUGUCUUUGUUGCCAGCUUAGCCCUGCUACUGGUCUAGCAGCUUCCCAUGUCUCAAUGGGGCAUUGCUGUAGGCUCUACCCUGGGGUGCUAGGUAGUGUCAUUGAGACUAGCCACCUAAUGCAGAGUAUUUUCCAUCUACCCCUCUUUACUAAUUUUGUUUUUUAAACAGGUGUUUCAGCAGUAUUUGUACCAGCCCACUCACCUUGGGGCCCUUUUCUAUAUUAAUAAAGAAAUGAAGAAAAUGCUUAAAUUAUU